Messenger RNA from Platichthys flesus (European flounder), 1280 nucleotides. RefSeq names its product myelin and lymphocyte protein-like. The coding region runs from base 117 to 575 and encodes 152 amino acids. Gene Ontology annotation, biological process: myelination. Gene Ontology annotation, cellular component: membrane. The transcript is spliced from 4 exons. Gene Ontology annotation, molecular function: structural constituent of myelin sheath. NCBI's taxonomy places the organism in Eukaryota, Metazoa, Chordata, Actinopteri, Pleuronectiformes, Pleuronectidae. The record is from RefSeq and is a predicted model, not a curated record.
UCGUGUCUCCCUCCCUGCGCGCGGCCGAUGGGGGAUUCCGGUUUUUCCAGUUGGUUCCUUCAGGUUUAACGCGCAGCAGCUGAGAGACGCGCGUCAGUCCGAGCAGCAGCAGCAUCAUGGCCUCCAGCUCCACCACCAUGGGGAACCUGCCCCGCGGGAUCGGGAUCUGCACCACCAUCCCCGACAUCCUCUACCUGCCGGAGCUGAUCUUCGGCGGCCUGGUGUGGAUCCUGGUGGCGUGCACCCUGGUGGUGCCGGCCAACCCUCAGGGCUGGGUCAUGUUCGUCUCCGUCUUCUGCUUCGUGAUGACCUUCACCUGGAUGCUGGUGUUCGCCUGCGGGGGGCAUCAGAACAGAGGCAGCUGGGCCGCAGCAGACUUUGCGUAUCACGGAGUCGCCGCCUUCUUCUACCUCAGCGCCUCGGUGGCUUUGGCCAAAGUGACUCUGGAGAAGAAGGCGGAGUCAAACCCACAGAACUAUCGGCUGGACAUCUCUGCUGUGGUUUUCUCCUACGUGGCGACUUUGCUCUACUUCAUCCACACCGUCCUGUCGGCCAUCCGCUGGAAAAGCUUCUAGAGGUCUCCUCCCUGCAGAGCAGAACCAGAACUCCUCAGAGUCUGACUGGUGCUGAAGGCUUCAGGUUUCCACUCUGCACUGGUGGACCAGUUUGAGUCACAGACACUUCAGCUCCUCCCACAACCGACAGUCUGCGUUUCUACUGACGUGGACGAGAUGAUGUGAGACAGAAACAAUAAUCCAGCUCAUUUAAAAUGGAUUCAAAACACCUGGAGAAGUACUCAGCAUCUUUACUGUAAAGUAAGUGCAAGAAGUACAAAUACUGCAAAGUUAAUAGUCAAACUUUAAUUUGAUCAACAUUAAAACAACUUAACAACUUAACAACUUAACAUAUUAGAUAAACGUGUCACAGACAUGUGGAUCUGUGUCUGAGGGGCUUUAUUAAUUUGUCCACUGAUACUUUAACUCUUCGUUUGUUCUUUUUAUUUGAAUUCAAAAGUUUCUGAUGUGACGGCUUUUAUAUUUUUAUAAACUUUGUCAAACUGAUUCUUAAAAGCUCUGAUGUGGAAACAGAACGUGAACCAGGAUGUAAGUUGUGAUUUUGAAUUUGUCACAGUUCAUAACCGACAGCUUCGUUUUUGUAAAUGUUUGAAAGAUUUGAAUUAAUUGUAAAAUGAACGAGUUUGUUUUAACAUUUGAAAUAUAUUUUGAAUAAUUUUAAUAAAAAAUCUACACAAACAAAUAAAAUGCAUUUCCACUGUUAGC